Molecule: messenger RNA, 1089 nt
Organism: Exophiala aquamarina CBS 119918
Lineage: Eukaryota; Fungi; Ascomycota; Eurotiomycetes; Chaetothyriales; Herpotrichiellaceae
Product: actin like protein 2/3 complex, subunit 1A/1B
Exons: 2
Coding region: 1-1089 (362 amino acids)
Biological process (GO): Arp2/3 complex-mediated actin nucleation
Cellular component (GO): actin cytoskeleton; Arp2/3 protein complex
Molecular function (GO): actin filament binding
Source: RefSeq, a predicted model, not a curated record
AUGUCGGGUCCUGAAGUGCACCACCUCUUCCACAACCCUAUCGCCGACCACUCCUUCUCCGCCGACCGCCACACUCUCGCAGUCGCACGAGAUAACAAUGUCGAACUGUAUCAGAAGUCUGGCUCCAAAUUUGUACUUCACGACGAGCUCAAGGGCCAUGACAAGACCGUGACUAGUGUCGACAUUGCCCCCAACAGCGGCAUGAUCGUUACUUGCUCGCAGGACCGAAAUGCCUACGUCUGGGAACCUUCUCCACAGGGAUGGAAACCAACGCUCGUCCUUUUGCGCAUCAACCGUGCCGCAACUUUCGUCCGUUGGUCACCUUCCGAGAAGAAAUUUGCCGUUGGGUCUGGCGCCCGAUUGAUCGCAGUCUGCUACUUUGAAGAAGAGAACGACUGGUGGGUCUCCAAGCACCUGAAGAAGCCCAUCCGCAGUACAAUUACCACGCUUGCAUGGCAUCCCAACUCCGUCCUCCUCGCAGCAGGAUCGACCGACUCCCACGCACGAGUCUUCUCUGGUUUCAUCAAGGGCAUCGACGCCAGACCUGAGGCCAGCGUCUGGGGCGAGCGAUUGCCGUUCAACACCGUCUGUGGAGAAUACCUCAACGAGUCCGCUGGCUGGGUACAUGCCGUUUCGUUCUCGCCUAGUGGCGAUGCACUCGCUUUCGCAAGUCAUGAUAGUAGCAUCACGGUUGUCUAUCCGAGUGGGCCGGAACAGCCACCCCGAGCCAUCAUCAACAUCAGCACGCAGACGCUGCCGUUCACAAGCCUGAUCUGGAAUGGUGAAGCCGAGAUCAUUGCCGCAGGGUAUGAUUGCGAAGCCUUCCGGUUCCGUGGCGGCGAGCAAGGCUGGGACAUUGCAGGCUCGGUGGAAGCUAAGGCUAGACCAGGGCAUGGACAGAGGGAGGAAUCGGCGCUCAAUAUGUUCAGGCAGAUGGAUCUCAAGGGCAAGACCAAGGAUGAUACCCAGCUGACUACCACGCAUCAAAAUACUAUCAACACUAUCCGUGUUUUCGAGGGGAAUGCCAGCGGUGUUCGCCGGUUUAGUACUAGUGGCGUGGACGGACGACUGGUUAUUUGGACAGCGUAG